Messenger RNA from Phytophthora nicotianae INRA-310, 333 nucleotides. RefSeq lists its product as hypothetical. The annotation marks the transcript as partial. The transcript has a single exon. The record is from RefSeq and is a predicted model, not a curated record. Lineage: Eukaryota; Oomycota; Peronosporomycetes; Peronosporales; Peronosporaceae.
AUGAGCACAGCGGACCGACCCACGCAGUACCAACACGUGGAUCUAGCACGCCGGGUAGGAACGGCGAAGAAGAAUGGAUGGUGCGACCGGAACGGAAGCGGCGUGGUGUGGUUCGAUACCAAGACGAGUAUCCGGGUACACGACGUGGACAGUUCAACCUGGACGACUUCGAGGACGAUUACGACUCAGUCUUCUGUCUUCAUGACUGAGGAUGAUGAUGGUGAGCGCGCAGUGUCGUAUGACGAGGUGAUGAAGAGCAAGUACAGGAACGAGUGGUUGCGUGCAAUGGAGAGCGAAAUGGAGUCACUCGACAAUCACCAGACAUGGGAGCUG